AUGGGUCGGUCGGCCGACUGGGAGUCGCCUCCAGCUCCGCCGGCAGUAGAGCGCCGGUUGGAGGAGGUCGGUGAGGCGCAAAAAUUAAGUCAACUCCCCGGACUCUGCGGACGGAUGACUGGGAUGGGGUGUGAGAACAACUUGGUCAAGGCGAGAGCCUCAAAUGAUUGGGAAAAAUCAACAGGUUCGAACAAGCACCUCCGUGCCCCUUGCCCCACUUCCUUACUGCCCCCCGGCAUUCAUCUCGAUUAUGACGGUUGCUAUUUUGUAUGGGGUGAGGCCUUUAGCAGUUGGAGUCAGGUCGCGCUUUCCCUCCUCGUCAUGAGAACACAAGACAGCAAUAAAUUUCGCCUUCUGGUCCUCUCUCCCCCACACUCCUUUUAUCCCACCCUCUUGCUAUGCAGUGACUACCCCGACCUCCCUUGUCUGGGGGCAGCAUUUCGGCCACACUGGCUGAUCCACCCCCCCCGAUGGGUGGGUGAUAAGUACAUGUUUUGUGAGCAAAGGAGCACGAUAAGGCUGCCUCCCGCAUGCCUCUCGAAGGUACAAACUGUGCCGGUCGCCCAAGUCGAGUGGAAUGGUAUUUCAUUGCUCACUUCACCUCUUAAAUCGCCAUUAACCCGGGCCGCUGGGGCUCCCAACCCUUUCUCUCUUUGCAAGAACAUUAUCGCCCACAUGCUUGCGACUAACACUUUUACUAUCAACAUAGCCGAGGUUGGUCCUAUGUCUAUCCACCAUUUGCAAGUGUCUUGUGCGCUAUUUUGGCCAGGAUUGAGGCCCCCUUGUUUACCCCUUAAAAAAAACCCAUUCACAACACAUGUUGAGGGAAAAUGA
Molecule: messenger RNA, 834 nt
Organism: Protopolystoma xenopodis
Lineage: Eukaryota; Metazoa; Platyhelminthes; Monogenea; Polystomatidea; Polystomatidae
Source: the annotation of a GenBank genome assembly